AUGUCAUACGCUGAAGCCGCCGCAUCCUCCGGUCCUGUCGGGAUCAAGGAACCUAUCCCAGCCCCUGUCGAGGUUGAGAACACCCCUUCCAAGGCCAUUCCUUCCGUCACCGAAGAAGACAUCAAGAAAGAAGCCAAGGAAUUGAAAGACAGAGCUGUUAAGGAGGCCAAGAACAUUGAUGCCAAGGUCCGUAAGGAAGUUAAGCACAUCGAGCGCGACACUGCCAGCGUCUUCCAGUCCGUCAAGAACUACACUGCAAACUCCCCAGAAAACAAGAAAUAUUUGAACCGCGUGCAGACCGAGUUGCAGAACCCGGUUGUCAUCACCCAGCUCGUGGUGGCCGUGUUGGGGGCCGCUGCCUCUUGCGCUAUCUAUCACGAACGUGGUCGCAUCUUGUCCGACCACAAGAUCGUCCUCGCGUACCACCACGGAAUUGUCGGCGGGCUCCUCGCGCUCGACGUGUUGUUGUUCAACACGUUCUACCCAAAGUAUGACAAGAAGAGAUUGUAG
This is a messenger RNA of Babjeviella inositovora NRRL Y-12698, 510 nucleotides long. RefSeq lists its product as uncharacterized. Lineage: Eukaryota; Fungi; Ascomycota; Pichiomycetes; Serinales. The record is from RefSeq and is a predicted model, not a curated record. Gene Ontology annotation, cellular component: mitochondrial outer membrane. The transcript has 2 exons. The coding region runs from base 1 to 510 and encodes 169 amino acids. Gene Ontology annotation, molecular function: nascent polypeptide-associated complex binding.